Dama dama (fallow deer) is the source of this 1665-nucleotide messenger RNA. RefSeq names its product chromosome 14 C1orf21 homolog (gene C14H1orf21). The record is from RefSeq and is a predicted model, not a curated record. The transcript has 7 exons. Lineage: Eukaryota; Metazoa; Chordata; Mammalia; Artiodactyla; Cervidae. The coding region runs from base 547 to 912 and encodes 121 amino acids.
CCUCGCUCGCUCGCCGCCAGCCCCGGCUCGCUCCCUGCCCACUCCCGGGGGGGACGUUCCGUGCCGCGGCCGCCGCUUCUUUCACACUUUAGUUGGGAGCCGCGCGCCGCGCUCAGUUACUGGAGAGAGCUGGCCGCGCGCCGCCGCCUCCAGCACGCACGCACCCGGGCCGGGCUUCGGGGGCUUCGGGGCUCUUAUCCCCGGCCUCUGGGAGGAGGGGGAGACCGGGACUCACCGUGGGGAGGAGGAGGAAGACAAGUAGGAGGGAGGAAGAAAACCCGCGAGGAGGACCAGGGCGGGGGGCGGGAGGCUUGCCACCUUCAGCCCCCCCGCGAGCGCCCAAGGGGGUCUUCCCGACCCAGGGAUAGAACUGAUGUCUCCUGCCUUAGCAGACGGAUUCUUAACCACUGAGCCACCAGGGGUGCACCCAUCUUGACCGACUCAGCAAGAAGGUGGAUUUUCCCUGUGUCUAAAGAAAAAAACAUGUCCCCGUGUCUGUAGAGAUGAUUUGCAGUUCAGCCCGGCUGAAGCUGACCGAAUGAGACUAUGGGCUGUGCCUCCGCCAAGCAUGUUGCCACUGUUCAAAAUGAAGAGGAAGCCCAGAAAGGGAAGAACUACCAGAACGGAGAUGUGUUUGGCGAUGAGUAUAGGAUCAAACCAGUGGAAGAGGUCAAAUACAUGAAAAAUGGGGCAGAAGAGGAGCAGAAAAUAGCAGCCAGGAACCAAGAAAACUUGGAAAAAAGUGCCAGUUCAAAUGUAAGACUUAAAACCAAUAAAGAGAUUCCAGGAUUAGUUCAUCAACCCAGAGCAAACAUGCACAUCUCUGAAAGCCAACAAGAAUUCUUCAGAAUGCUGGAUGAAAAAAUUGAAAAGGGUCGAGAUUACUGUUCGGAAGAAGAAGAUAUCACAUAGCACCAAUCCUACCACUCAAACCGGGAGCUACUACUGUGUAAAUAGGUUACACCCCAGUUGAAAUCUUUGCAAAGGUCGGUUCUCUUCAGCGAACAGCACUAUAGCAAAAGAAGAUCGUUCCGUAUCGUAUGCCCCAUUAAAUUACAGUGUUUCUUAAUGAACUUGCAAAGGAAUAUUGCUAAAAACAAACAAAAACUGUUAUCGAACUUUCUUUGUUGCUGCUAGUUAAAACUUGUUGCAACUUUUCACUUCUCUCAGUGUCCAGGUCUGCAGCAAAAUUCUGCAAUUUCACCUUAAAGAUACUGUUGGUUUUACAGAUGCUCUCCAACCUAUUUUCUAAAAGAUGAGGUAGUGGUGAACUCAGAUAUCCAACUUCUGUUCUAGACUGGUUCUGCUUCUAAGACAAGCACCUCCUUCCCCCCUCCCUCCUCCCUGCCUCCCCCAGCAGUCCAGAGCCUUGCUUCUCACUGGCAUUGUUGCGCUUUGGAGAUGGGAUGGUUGCUAUGGCAAGCCUAGUUUCUCUGCUAAGAAGUAGAGACGCUAUUAUCAAUUCAAAGCAUGUCGUGACAUGACUCCUGGAAGUGACAUAGGAGCGGGCAGCAGGUGGUUUCAUUUCCUGGGUCUCUUAAUCAAAGAUCAAGCUUGCAACAUCAGUUUUGCUCAGAUGCAGACGGAAGUGUGAUCACAAUCAUUUUGAAUCCCUCUUGCCCACUUUUUUUUCUAAGAAAAUAAACAUUUUACUGUUUUUAUGUA